AUGCUCAUAUCACCUCGGAUGCAUCUUAGCUUGAUGAUCUUACUGAUUACAACGGCUCCGAUCGUGUCACAGUGGCACAAGGACAACGGCAACAUAAUCGCAACCGGCGUGCGUGAUAGUGGCCUAUACCGUUUGGAUUUGGUGGUCAAGGCUCCUUCCACUUGCCGCAUCUGUGAGUCGAGUGACUUGGUCCAGCCAUCCGCUGUUCCACCACUUAACCCUCCUGUUACGAACCCCGCUGAUGAUCUUCCUCACGAACAGCCUGCUGAUGCGCAACUCGGUCUCCAAUCAGAUACCGUGCCACGAGCUCCUCCUGCUGCGCCACGCGCACCUCCUGUUGCCAUGCAUCCGAUGCAAACUCGAGCAAAGUCAGGUAUCUGUAAACCUCGAUAUCCUGCCACCAUUAACUGUGCAUCUCUUCUCACUGCUCUUAAGGCUAUUUCGGAGCCACGUGGCAUCACGACUGCUCUUAAAUCUCCUGAAUGGGUACGUGCUAUGCUUGGGGAAUUAUCUGCUUUAAAGGCGAAUAAUACUUGGUCUCUCGUGUCGCGCCCUUCCUCCACCAACAUAGUCAAUUCGAGGUAG
Striga hermonthica is the source of this 585-nucleotide messenger RNA. The record is from the annotation of a GenBank genome assembly. NCBI's taxonomy places the organism in Eukaryota, Viridiplantae, Streptophyta, Magnoliopsida, Lamiales, Orobanchaceae.